Molecule: messenger RNA, 1182 nt
Organism: Talaromyces proteolyticus
Lineage: Eukaryota; Fungi; Ascomycota; Eurotiomycetes; Eurotiales; Trichocomaceae
Exons: 1
Coding region: 1-1182 (393 amino acids)
Source: RefSeq, a predicted model, not a curated record
AUGUGCAAAGUACUAUGCCAACAUACAAUCUUUCUUUUCUUAUCACUAUCCUCCUUCUCCCUCGCGCAAUUUCAGACCUUCACUCCGCCGGGACAAAGUGGUAUAACAUUCACCGUCAACAUCCCUGAAGGAACAGCCACAUCUAGGUCCGGUCCUAUUUUUAUCCAACUUAAAUCUACUACUCCACUUCAGUGGUUUGCAGUUGGUCAGGGAAGUCAUAUGCUAGGAGCAAAUAUCUUUGUCGCCUAUGGAAACGGAGACAAUGUCACCGUAUCCCCAAGGUUGGGACUGAAUCAUAUUGAACCUUUGUACAACUCAAACGCGAAUAUUUCUCUCCUUGGUGGCAGUGGUAUAAGCAACAGUACAAUUACUGCGAACGUUCGAUGUGACAGCUGCAUCGACUGGUCUGAUAAUGGACACGAAGAUUUGACGAGCCUGUCUAGUCCUUGGAUAUGGGCAGUCAAAUACGGGCAGCUUCUUGACUCGAGCAGCGUUUCAGCCGAUAUCAACAUGCACGACGUUUCAGGACUUUUGUCGUUCAAUCUUCAGCAAGCGACUGGUGGAAAUUCAGACAACCCAUUUCUGAAUUUCUCUAGCCAAUCUACAUCGGGUUCAGCACAAGCUUUGACUGAUGUCAGCGGUCAAUCGAUUGACAGAAGACGAAUUGCACAUGCUACAAUCAUGAUUAUUGUUAUGGUGGUUUUUUUUCCCAUGUUCGCCUUGGGCCUUCAUAUUAUUCCAUCCUCCCGUACUGUUGUAAUUCAUGCUUGGUUGCAAUUGGGGACUCUGGCAUUUGCAAUUGCCGGUUUCGGGAUUGGCAUUUCAAUAGCUGUUGACCUUCAGCUUACCGGCUCUUAUCACCCUAUUAUUGGUAUUGUAGUUAUGUCAUAUCUAAUACUUUUUCAGCCAAUUAUGGGCUUCUUGCAGCACCGAUAUUUCCACAAAAAGGGAAAGAAGAGCAUAUUUGCCUACCUUCAUCGCUGGCUCGGCCGUGCUAUCAUCACACUUGGGAUUAUCAAUGCUGGUUUGGGCUUCCGUAUUACAGGAAUCAGCAGUUUUGCGACCCCAGUUGGUGCGGUGGUUGCGUACGGUGUUGUUGCUGGAAUUAUCUGGGUGGUUUAUACCUUGACUGUCGCUUUUUCGCCGCGUAAAAAACCCCACGGCUCCUCAGCAGCCUCAUGA